CCAUUAUCAUACUGUAUUUGUAAGCUGUUGGAGCGGUCGCCCCAUUGCUCUGCUACUCGUCCAUCUCGUGUGUCGAAUUUUGUGCAUUUCUCUUUCCCAAAAAAUGGCAAACAUUGGACGUAUGCUAGCUUCUCGCGUUGCGAGUCAGUUGGUGCGCAAUGUGGCUGCCAACCAGCAGCAGCAACAGGCUAACCUGCUGCGAUUCUACAGCAGUGCUCCCAAGUCGUACGAAUUCAUCAAAGCCGAGCUGGCGGGAGAGAAGAAAAAUGUUGCCCUGAUUACGUUGAACCGCCCGAAAGCGUUGAACGCUUUGUGCAAUGGAUUGAUGGCGGAAGUGAACGACGCUUUGGAUCGAUACGAAGCGGACGAUUCGAUCGGUGCGAUUGUCAUCACUGGUAGCGAGAAGGCGUUUGCCGCCGGUGCCGAUAUCAAGGAGAUGCAGCCCAACACUUACGCUAAGUGCAUCAACACUGACUUUCUGGCCAAUUGGACGCGUGUGGCCAAGGCGCAGAAGCCCAUCAUUGCUGCCGUGAACGGAUACGCGCUUGGCGGUGGCUGCGAGUUUGCGAUGAUGUGCGACAUCAUUUAUGCCGGCGAUAAGGCCCGCUUUGGCCAGCCAGAAAUCGCGCUCGGUACGAUUCCCGGUGCCGGCGGUACCCAGCGCACCACCCGCGCUAUGGGCAAAUCAAAGGCGAUGGAGAUGUGCCUUACCGGAAACAUGAUUACUGCAGAGGAAGCUGAACGUAACGGACUGGUCAGCAAGGUGUUCCCGGCCGAUAAGCUGGUGGAGGAGGCCGUCAAAUUGGGCGAGAAAAUUUCCACAUUCUCCCCGCUGAUCGUGCGUCUUUGUAAGGAAGCGGUCAACUCGUCGUACGAAAUGUCGUUGAACGAGGGAUUGCGCUUCGAGCGUCGUCAUUUCCAUGCUACGUUCUCGACAAAGGAUCGUUUGGAGGGCAUGAGCGCAUUCGUCGAGAAGCGUGCACCGAAGUUUUCCAACGAAUAAGACGCACGGAUAAGCAUUCCCAACACUUUUCAGACGGGAUUCGAGCGACGUUGUCCUGCCAUGCCCGGUCCCGGCCAUUAUUAACACCAGUUGCAUUUACUAUGAACGAAGAAGGAGUCAAUCGAAGAAGAUUCUGUUUUUGGGCAUAGCUUAUUUUUAUACACAGAUUUUUGCAAAGUGAAGCAUUACGAGAUAACAAUAAACCGAAUAAAAUUCGCAUAGUAACACUGUU
Molecule: messenger RNA, 1235 nt
Organism: Anopheles moucheti
Lineage: Eukaryota; Metazoa; Arthropoda; Insecta; Diptera; Culicidae
Gene: Echs1
Product: probable enoyl-CoA hydratase, mitochondrial
Exons: 2
Coding region: 104-1003 (299 amino acids)
Biological process (GO): fatty acid beta-oxidation
Cellular component (GO): mitochondrion
Molecular function (GO): enoyl-CoA hydratase activity
Source: RefSeq, a predicted model, not a curated record